CUCCCCUCAUCAUCGUUUCAUUCUUUCUAUUUCUCCACCGAGAGAAGCAAAAACCUUAGCGACCAGAGCCGCGCACAGGGGAAGUCCUGUGAAAAUUUCUCAGCUCAAAUCUUGAGCCCUAGUGAUCCAAAAAUCCCGUAAGUAAUACCUAAUUCAUCUAUUCAUCGUGAUUUAUCAAUUUAGAGCUUUAAAACGAGUUUUUGGUUCAGGAAUUUCUUGAAUUCCCGAUCUGCCAAAUUAGGGUUUCGGAGUAUCCGGAAGCCGGAUUGAGCCCAAAUUUCAUAUACGAGCUUCCUGCAGCGAGGUAAUCAAUCCUCUAGUUCAAAUCCCUGAAUUUCGGCUAUUAUUUAGGCCGGGGUCCGAACCGCUGAAUUUAGCUCCGGCCAGGGUUUGAUGUGUUUUUAUCGAGAAUUUGACCCGGAGCCUAGAACUAAUAUUGACGGGGAUACUGCAGGGGAUAUUAGGACGGUCUCGGAUUUUAAUUCGGGGUUCGUUCGUGAAAUUGACGUUUUAGUACGGGAAGCUAAAACCGGUGUUUGAACGGCCAAAGCUGGUGAGGGAUUAGCACGGCAUACCGGGUUUGUCGUAUCACGAUAAUUAUAUUGAUGCUUAGAAUUGACCUAGGUGAACUAGAAUGGCAUGAUUAGGGGUGUAUGGACUUUUGUGUUAUAUGAUGAACCCUGGACUGUUGUAUGAUAUUAUUGAUUUGCCCUAGCCGAUAUGGACCUUGUUUAUGUUGAUGAUUGCAUACAUGUUGCCAUUUGUGGCUUAACCGUUGUUAUGAAUUCAUGGUUGUUCGAUCAGGUGUUUUGAUAUGAUGUGAUAUUUUGGUUGUAUUUGGAUUCACAAGUGGGGGAAAUAAACUUCCCAAGGUGAUAUUAUGAUGUUUUAAGGAGGAUGACUUGCAUGAGGGUUUAUCCCGAGGAAGUGCAAUUAUACGACUCCUGAUUUACCUAUGUUGAGCCAAUUGUGGCCUGGUCAAGUACAUGUGCAAGUAACGAAUUAUGAUUAAGCAAGAUGAGAUAUGAAUCAUGUAUAAGGAUACCAAAUAUGAGUGUUGUGGUCUCACGGUCAACUACAUAGUAAUUAGGGCUCCCUAUGCUAUUACUCUAUUAUGAUAUGUAUGAUAGUCACACCUCUCAUGUGGUGGUGACUGAAGAAUUCUUACGAGAUAUGACCACACCCAGAGUGGUGUCGGGGUAUGACUACACCCAUAGUGGUGUGGGGUAUGUAUGACCACAUCCGACGGGAUGUUGGGGUAUGUAUGACUACAUCCGACGGGAUGUGGGGUAUGUUUCCCGGGAGAGUUAUUAGCAUGGGAGUAGCCAGGCGCCUAUGAGUAAAACAUGAUAAGAUGCAUAUGCAUAAGUCAAGGUGGUUGAGUCUUUUGCCUAUUGGGAUAUGAGGAUGGCUGAGAUCUGAUCCUAGUGCUUUGGCUUGUUUGCUAGAUGUAUGGUAGUGGUAUGCUAUGUUAUGAACUCACGAUGCUAUGAUUAUCUCACUCAGCUAGGAGCUGACCCUCUUUUAUUCUUCUUCUCUGCUUAUGCUAUGUGUAAGCAGAUCAUCCGCAGCAGUAGUAGAUAGGUGUAUAGGUGGGAGCUGAGCUAGAGUUGAAGCCAGGAUGAGGUAUGGUCUUCAACUAUUCUGUGCUUGGACUACUACUCGGGAUUUUGGCCAGUGAUCCACAGCUUUUUGUAAAAAUGUUUUGAGAACGUUUUUCAUGUGCAUACUAGCUUCUGAUGUAGUGUGAGAUAUCCACAGGUGUGGAAAGUUGAUGAUAUGUGUAUAUGUUGUGUAACUGUGUAAGUUGUGACAAUUAUGGUAUGUAUAAGUUUGGUAUGCAGUUGUGUAGUAUGAAACUGUGACUAUGGCUAUGAAAAGCCAAUGCAUAUGGUUGUGAGUAUAUGUGUUUGUCUAUGAAUGCAUGGAUUCAGAUGAAUUAUUUUGCAGGAUCAUAUGGAAGAACUGUUAGCCCAUUACGCGAGUAAUUCAUGUCGAAAUUUUAUUUUGGUAAAUUUUGAUAAUUAAUGUAACACCCGAGAUUAUUUCCGCUGCAAUUGUAUGAACAAUAUGAUUAGGCAAAACGUAUAGGGUAGGGUGUUACACAUAUAUACUCACAAACAUAUGCAUUGGCUUUUCUUAGCCAUAGUCACACUUUUCAUACUCCACAACUUCAUACCAUACUUAUACAUACCAUAAUCGUCACAACUUACAUAGUUACACAACAUAUACACAUAUCAUCAACUUUCCACACCUGUGGAUAUCUCACACUACAUCAGAAGCUAGUAUGCACAUGAAAAACGUUCUCAAAACAUUUUUUUACAAAAAGGUGUGGAUCACUGGCCAAAAUCCCAAGUAGUCGCCCAAGCACAGAAUAGUUGAAGACCAUACCUCAUCUUGACUUCAACUCUAGCUCCUCUCCCACCUAACACUUAUCUACUGCUGAUGCUGAUGAUCUGCUUACACAUAGCAUAAGCAGAGAAGAAGAAUAAAAGAGGGUCAGCUCAUGGCUGAGUGAGACAAUCAUUGCAUCGUGAGUUCAUAACAGAGCAUACCCAUACCAUACAUCUAGCAAACAAGCCAAAGCACUAGGAUCAGAUCUCAGCCCUCCGAAAUCCCAAUAGGCAAAAGACUCAACCACCUUGACUUAUGCAUAUGCAUCUUAUCAUGUUUUACUUAUAGGCGCCUGGCUACUCCCAUGCUAAUAACUCUCCCGGGAACAUACCCCACACCCUUCGGAUGUAGUCAUACAUACCCCAAAAUCCCGUCGGAUGUGGUCAUAUAUACCCCGCACCACUAUGGCUGUAGUCAUACACCGACACCACUCUGGGUGUGGUCAUAUCUCGUAAGAAUUCUUCAGUCACCACCACAUGAGAGGUGUGACUAUCAUACAUAUCAUAAUAGAGUAAUAGCAUAGGGAGCCCUAAUUACUAUGUAGUUGACCGUGAGACCACAACACUCAUAUUUGGUAUCCUUAUACAUGAUUCAUAUCUCAUCUUGCUUAAUCAUAAUUCAUUACUUGCACAUUUACUUGACAUGGCCAUAAUUGGCUCAACAUAGGUAAAUCAGGAGUCGUAUAAUUGCACUUCCUCGGGAUAAACCCUCGUGAAAGUCAUCCUCCUUAAACAUCAUAAUACCACCCUGGGAAGUUUAUUUCCCCCACUUGUGAAUCAAAAAACAACCACAAUAUCACAUCAUGUCAAAACACCUGAUCGAACAGCCAUGAAGUCAUAUCAACGGUUAAGCCACAAAUGGCAACAUGUAUGCAAUCAUCAACAUAAACAAGGUCCAUAUCGGCUAGGGCAAGUCAAUAAUAUCAUACAACAAUCCAUGGUUCAUCAUAUAGCAUAAAAGUCCAUACACCCCUAAUCAUGCCAUUCUAAUUCACCUAGGUCAAUUCUAAGCAUCAAUAUAAUUAUUGUUGUCAUAACUGGGUAGCCCAUUAGUACGAUAUUGUCCGCUUUGGGCCAAGCCCGCACGGUUUUACUCUUGGGUGUCCUCCCCCAAAAGGCCUCGUACUAAUGAGAUUGGUGGACACGGAGGCGGAAGUUGAGGAUGGCCUUGCCGCCACGGAGGCGGAAGGUGGCGUUGUUGUAUGCUUUGGUGAUUACUACAUCGAAUCCGCCAAGACUUAACUCGCCGGUUACUACAAUUCCUCUGGAGGCUUUGUCUCUCUGUGGGUUUAGCUUGGAGUUUCAGCGAUAUAGGGCCAACAACAAGUGAUCUCAACACCACCACCAAUCUCCCAAUUUUCAUAUUGCCAUCUUCACGUUCGAAUUGGUUUUCCUCUAGUUCAAUUGCAAGCAUCACAAUCGGUCGUGUUGGUUUUUUGGUGGUUUUGGCUCUAGGGAUUUGGUUUUGGAUAAAACUCAAGAAGAAACAAGAAGACGAAUAAGAGGAUGGUGUUUGCUGAAGGUAGUGAAGAUCUGGUGAAAAUCUAUUGGAUUCACAGGAAGCAAGAUCUUCGGUUUGGUUUAUCUCUUUAUAAAUUAGGGAAGCGACUCGCCGGAGUGGUGGAAUCGAAGAGGGGAAAGAGAUCCGGAGUGGUGGAUUCGGAGAGGGGAAAGUCGGGUUGCAUCAUCGCCCAUAGCCUCCGUCAAACCCCUCUGUAGUGCUUUCCGUCAUCCACGUAAUUGGUGAGAUAGGAAUGGAGCUGGAUUUGGGUCGAUCGGGUCUGGGGGGAGGUGGGAGCUUGGGAACGGAGAUGUUGGACAUGGGUGGCUUCCUCUAGCUUAAGGUACUGUUGCAGCUAGAAGAAGGAGAAUGAGAUAGUAAUGAAACAGAAGGACCGUUAGAGGGGGUUUGGUAUUGUUGGAAGUGGGAGAUGAAGGAAUCCAUGGAAGGGAAGUCAGUUAGGAAUGAGACUGCCAAAGCAUACGAUAUCGCCGCCUUUCGCCUCCAUGGCAGCAGAGCCAUCCUCAACUUCCCACUCUAAGCCGGUAGGAAUUCCGACUCAUUCCCCCAUCGAAAUUGAGUGACUGUUGCGGCGGGUUUAGAAAGAUGAAGAUUGGGGAAGUCCAUGAUGGUGGCGAGGGGAGCUUUAAGGCGGUGAAGGCGGAGAAUGAGUCGUCGCUGGCGGCAGGGCAAGGUGGGGAAUCGGUGCCAUUAACGCCGGCGAGCUUGAAGGUGUUCUUGGACGGGGAAGCAUUUUUUAACAGUUAGAAAUAAUAGUAAGAAACCAGGUGGAAAUUUUAAAAAUUAUUUAUUUUGUUAUUUUUUAAUUGUCAUGUCACACAUUUAAUGGUCAACUAUAAAAGUUGACUGCCACGUAAGCAAAAGUUAACGGAGUUUGACGGAGAGUGACCAAACUUGAGAUGUUUAACUAAUUUUAGUGACCACGAAUGGAAUUAAAUAUUUUUAGUGACCAAACAUGAACGUUUUCAGUAAUUCCAGUGAACAAGAUUGCAAUUAACCCCUCUUAUAAAUCAUGACAAUUGAAUUCAAUUAGGCCGUCACCCAUUGAUACCCUAAUCUCAAUAAGGUAAACAGUUCCGAAAUGCUUAACCACAUCUACACUUUUUAAAACUUCAAGGGGUCGUUUGAAUUAGGGAAUGUGUAAAUGAGGGAUUUUGGAUUAAAAUCUCUCAAUUAAAAACCCAGAUAUUUUAAACGUGGGAUUUGAUCCAAAUAACAUGUUUGGGAAUAGAUGAAGGAUUUUAAUUAAAAAUUAAAGUUACAAUUAUACCCAUCCCUAAUCCCUAAGGAAGAAUAAGAAAGGAAGAACAAAAGGAGGGGCAGAGUUUGGAAAAGAAUGAGAAAAAAUGAGUGAUUGUGAAAUAGCUGAUCCCCAUCAGCUAUUUUAAAAACUCUCAUAUGAGAGAUUUAGAAUUUCCUCAUGCCCACAAUCUCUCACCUUUCCAAACGCAGAAUUAUUUUAAAAUCCUACACAAUGAAAGAUUGUUUCAAAAUCACUCAUAAAUCCCUCAUCACAUUCACUAAUCCAAACGACCCCAAAGCGAAUCACUUGAUGCAAGUGUUCGCUGGUUAGCUAACCUAUUGGUUGUGGUUGUUUGUACUUUUCUCCAAUGGUCAGUACUGAUUAAGCCUGUUUUUGCUGGUAAAGCUUUAACCACUCCACAAGUUUAGGCCCACUUAUCACAGUAGUUAAGACAGCCCAAUAUCCUUGGCUCAUUUGUAUUCAUGCACCUACAAAAUAAAAGCAAGAUUGUUCGAGCAUAGUUUAUGGGCUUUUUAGCCCAACAAAGGAAGGGCUCUUUUUCCCUUCUUAAUGCAACUACUACGUACGUCAACUCUUGUUUUGAACAAAACUACAUUGACACUUUAUAGGAUAAAUUAACUGUUUCCUCAUAAUUCAAGAGAGACUUAAAUCUUACUAGUUUUUUGGCCCGCGCUCCGCCGCGGAAAGAAAAUAAUGAUUAAAAUCAAAUAAUUCACAAAAUUAUUCAAAUAAGAUACAUAUGUAAGUUUCACAUAAUGAUUUAAUCAUUACGAAUAACAUACAACAUCCAUUUGUUAAAUGAUAUAUAGUAAAUAACUAUUUCUACAUAAGGUUUACGAAGUGUUUAUUCUAUAUUGAAAACUUACAUUUUUUAAUUAAUUGAUGCAUAUAAAAUGAUUAUUUGUCCAUAAAAUUACGUAGUCUCUUAAUCAUUAAGGAAAACUAAUGUUACAGUUAUAGAAUGUUAUUAGAUAAAUCUUUCAUAAUGUAUGAUCUAAUAAUAAAAUCAAGUUAUAGUAAGUAACAUUUUUAUUUUGCAUAACUGUUAUGAAAUGUUGUUACAUAAAUAUUUUAUAAUGAGUGGUCUAAUAAUAAAACAAAAUUUUAGAAAGUAACAUGAAAGUAACAUAUGAUUAAACUAUUAUGUCAAAAUUAACUAAUCAAGAGUUUAUGGUAAAAUUGGAUGUAGGAGAUAAAGAACUAUUAUAGAACGUUGUUGCAUAAAUAUUUUAUAAUCAUUAAAGAAAACUUAUGUAAUAGUUACAGAAUGUUGUUACAUAAAUCUUUCAUGUGUGAUCUAAUAAUAAAAGUAAGUUAUAGUAAGUAACAUUGAUUGAUUUUUAAUUUACAUGACUGUUAUGAAAUGUUGUUACAUAAAUAUUUUAUAAUGUGUGGUCUAAUAAUAAAACAAAAUUUUAGAAAGUAACGUGAAAGUAACAUAUGAUUAAAUUAUUAUGUAAUAGUUAACUAAUCAAAAGUUUAUGGUAAAAUUAGAUGUAGGAGAUAAAGAACUAUUAUAGAACGUUGUUAUAUAAAUAUUUUAUAAUGUGUGGUCUAAUGAUAUCACACUUUAUAACAUAUCCCAUCAUAUGAAAUAAAAUCAAGUUAUGAAACUAUCAUAGAACUUUUUUUUUCAAAAGAAUGAUGUUGCACAAAAAUUCUAUAAUGUGUGGUCUAAUAAUAAAAUCAGGUUAUGGAACAUUAAUUAAACUAUUACGUAAAAAUUCACUUUCGGAACUUUUGCAUAAUACAAAUCAAUGAGAUGAUGAAUAUUGUAAUAAAGGAAUUAAGAUAUGAAAAAUAUCACAUUUGAUCAAAUGGUAUAUAAAAAAUAACUGACAUUGCGAAACUUUUGUGGAAUGUAAUUUUUAUGUUAUAUAUUUAUAAUUUACGUAAUGUAGAAGAUUAAUAAAUCCCCUAAACAGAAGAUUAAUAAAUCCCUCGGCUAGCCCAAAAAAUUGGGUACACCCACCCACAUGAUAUAGCUCUCUAAUGAACAGUACCAACCCCCAGAAAAUUCUCAUAAAACACGAUAAAAGUGGGGUUGCAAUUAAUUGAUCACACGCACAAGGUCGGCUUUCCCCGGUAAAAGUGGGUUCUAGCUAUUUUGUCGUGAUGAACAGUGUUUUAGGUUGUAGUUUACUUGCGCUAUUAAUUAAUUAAUGUAUAAAAACCAUGGUUCAAAAAGGUAGCCUAACCGUUAGGAAAUACGAGGGGUCCGCAUCUAGUUAGGUACUGGGUACACGUUAACGAAGUAAGACGACACCUAAAUGUCUUCUAAGUAUAAUCAAACGGAGAUAGACACUUAAUAUCAAAAAGGAAAAUUAAAACAAACUAGGAAAUCAAUUUUCUAUGUAAAUCAUUUUAAUAGCUCAAGAACUUUGUAAGCUAUUGAGUUAUGAUUCUACAAACUUUUGUGUUAUUUUCUUAUCUUUAAGUGUGAAGUAAGUUAUUAGUAUUUUUAACCAAAGUCACGAGGCAUUGUAAAUUAUUAUUUCAUUUUAUUCAUUAAACACUAGAAAAUAUCUCAACUCCAUUUAUGCUUAGCGCCUUCUUGAAUCUUGAUAAAAAUGGACUUAAAACUGGACACGGGUUUAGAUCAACUAUGAAAAUCAUAUUCUAGGAAUUAUUGUUAUGAAAGUCAAUGUCUGAGCUACCACACAUGUCUUUUAUAUCAAGUACGUAGGCUUGAUUACUGAGUGAUUAGGCAUAAGCACGUACUUACACCUUCUAAGUCAUUUGAUUUACGAUCGGAUAAUUGAGGUCCGCAUAGAAGGAGCUAGAAACAAAAAUGAACGAGUUGGAUAUGUUUGAAUCCCUUAAACAUAUGUAAUGUUGACAGACGCUAUCCAUACACUUGAAGUCCAGACUCCAGAGUAGUGUAGUAAAAACCGGUUUGCAGUAUUUGCCAUCAAAACAGUAGUUUACAAGGAAUUUGGUUGGGUCCCUUGUACCAUGAACCGACAUUGGAAUAUCCCCCACUUGGCUUCCCUGUUCAUUAAGCAAACAACAAUAUUCCUUUUUUUUUUCGCCAACAACAAAGAGCGCCAUUGAAAAUGGAAGAAGAGGGAGUGGUUAAAAUUAAAGCUAAGAGUAGUUGGAUGGCAAUGGAGUUGGUCAACUACAUUUAAUACUUUGUCCUCAGACAAAACAAACCCUUAAUGGAAAAAUUGAGCUGCAGAGGUUUGGGCACUGUUGGGAGGCAAAGGUUCAAUUCGGUUCAUUUGUCGCUGCCCUCUUGUAAAAGGCCUAAUUUAGACAAAACCUAUAUAAGACAGCAAACGGACAAAAGAGAAAAGAAGAGGAACACAGAAUGAAAAUAUUUGGAGUUGGCGUGUGGGUGAGAGUGAAAGAUCCAUCUGCAGAAGGGAAGGAAGGACGACGACGACACACACUUAACAAAUUAAGCACCAAACACGCAUUUAAUUACUACGUACUAUAACCGUCUGCUUUUGCCAUAAACAUGCAACCAAGAAUUUAACCCCACCCGCGGUUGUUGUCUGUCUGUUGCGUUUUGGUUGUUAAUGUUGUGAUUGUGCAUGGGGUUUUGUAAUUUUUUUGGUCUUAUGUUUGUGAUCUUAUGAUGAUAUUCAUUGUUAUAUAUAGUUUCAAGGAAAAUGUGUGGAACAUAACUAAUCAUUCCGACUUAGGCAUUUGAUAUUGUUUAUAAGAACUCAUUCAUCCUAAUAUUUUUUCUUGAAGCCGGCAGUCUCUGAGUUCGGAAAUGAUAUAGGAACGGCUACGGUGCUAAUUGUACAAUAGUUAGCACCGUCCUAACCAAGGGAAAAACUACUACUAGUUUGAAUUAGUAGUGAUUUAGCAUAGAUGUUGUAUUGAUUUUAUAAUAAUCGGUAGUGAUUUCGUUAUUUUUAAUAGCGUUUUUUGCUAAUUAUCACGGUGCUAACCCUUAUAAGGGUUAGCACCUAAUCCCAUCCCGGGCCACGAGUCUAGAAAAUUUUCUCCCAACAAUUCAACCCCGGAGAAGGCAAAUUAGAGAAAUCAAACAUUCUUCCAUCAUUGUGAUCGUAUCUUCUUUGUUCAUUUCACUAUCACUCAUGAACUAAUGUAUUUUAUGAAUGAGAUGAAUCCUAAUGAUGUUAUUAUGGAUUAAUUCAAUGUAAUAUAUAGAUGAGAAAUUUUACAAUGCUAUAUAGUAUUAGUGCUAUAGGUUUUUGCCUUUAUAGUACAACUUAAAAUUGUACAUUUACGUUAUGGUACAACUUCAGAUUAUACCUAUACUUUUUGUACAAAUUCUUUUAUGGUACAACUUGAACUUGUACCAUUAUGUGAUGGUACAACUUCUAGUUGUAAAGUUGUACCAUAACAUAAUGGUACAAAUUGCUUUAUGGUACAACCUAAACUUACAUAUUUAAUGUUAUGGUACAACUUUGAGUUGUACAUUAAAGCAUCAAUACUAUAUAGCAUAGUAGAAGUGCUCAUAUAUAGAUACAGAUGUUAGCUUUCCUUCGAGCUAUAUCCUUGAGUUACAUUGCGAUUUUUAAUAAUUGUGUGCAUACUAUUUACUGGUUCAUGUGCCUGAAGAAUAUCUACAUUGUAUGACUGAUCACUUCAGGAUAGAAAGAACUGAUAUGAUUACUAGAUAUAUAGAACCAUGUAGAACAUUUGGAUUAGCAUGAAACUUAAUAUAGAAAUUCACAAAAUUGUUUAGCUCUUUAACUACUUAGUUUAGACCAAUGAGAAUACCGAGUAUAAUACUAUUUUGAGAACAUCUCUGAUCAAUGAAGAGGAAUCAUAAUUAUGUCAGUGCUUGAUCAAGAUGUAUAAAGCGACUAAGGAUGUUUGAAUAUGAACAAUGUCGACCAAUUGUGUUUUCUUAAUUGGUAUGGUAGUUGAUUUUAUUUCAGUUAAUUAAAAUCGCUUGAAAUUGGCUAUUUAUUAGUAAACUUGGUGUACGUACUAGUAGUUAGAGCCUCUGUGGCAUACAACCUUAGUUGCCUGCACAGACGACCUUUUUUGGUUAUAUAAACAGGCGCAAAUGUAUUACACAUGACAUACUUGGAACUAAGGCCAAGUCCAAUGCAAACCCAAAUUUGGAGGUCUUCGUCCUCAAAUUUGAGGAUUGAUCCUCAUUUUUCCUUCCUUUGCUUUAAUGCUCCAAUCUCCAUAUUUGGAGAUCUUAAUUUUUGCAGUUUUUCCAUUUACUUAAAAAUGUACUUAUCGAAGCCUUAAAAUAAUUUGUUCUUGUUAAUUUUUGUAUAGUUCGUCAUCAUUUUUAUAUACAAAAUUUUUUAUAUAAUUUUGUUAAAUUCCGAGACCGAAUUUUUUUUUGGCGAAAAAUUAUGAACCUAAUUUGGGUUUACACACAACACUUGAAAACGAUUGAUCUAAUUAAACUCCUAACUAAUCCCAUAAUUAAACCCCAAUUAACCCCUAAAAUCUAAAAAAGAAAAAGAAAAGUCACGUGACGGGCUUUGGGGAGUCUCUAUAUUUGGCGGAACCCCCAUUUCCACCCCCAAAUUUGGGGAUCCUUUUGCAGAUCUCCCCCAAAUAUAGAGACACCACUGGAGCUAACUUUUUCCCAAAUAUAGAGACUUCGACGCUCCAUUGGAGUUAGCCUAAUAGACGAUUUGCACUGGGAUUUUUUUUGUGUGUGGAUUUGUUGAGACUAUAGGGUGUGCGUGCGCGCUUUGGCUUCUCUAUAAUUAUAGCAACUUUUGUGUAAAGUCUUAAAGAUAUUUUUGGUAUGAGGUGUUAAAAAAUGUAAAUUGGAUCGGAAAUGAGGCUAAUCUGGCAUGCCACGGCGGAUGGGGUCUUCACGGUCAAGUCGGCUUACCAUUUAGCUGUCUCCAUUGAUAGAAGAGGGGGUGGAUGGAGGUCAACGGUUGGUUGGAUGGAUAAGGCCUAUUGGAUUUGCCUGUGGGAAGCUAACAUUCCUCCGAAGCUUAAAGUCUUUGUCUGGCAAAUUCUCAAUCGCAUUCUUCCUACUACUGAGGCCCUAAUUAAGAAGAACGUCCCUGUGCACCCCUGAUGUCCGGUUUGUUGGGCUAGUGCGAAAACGAUGGAGCAUUUAUUUCUUGAUUGUCCGGUGGCGCGUGCCAUUUGGGAUUAUUCUGGACUGGCUUAUCUGGGGGAGGGGCUCCCUCGUCAUACUUUCCCGUUGUUUCUGAAGCGGCUAAUGGCUUUGAUUCACCAACCUACUCUUUUUAUGGCGGUGGUGGCUGUCCUUUGGAGGAUUUGGCGGUCAAGGAACUGGGUUGUCUUCGAGGGUAAGCAAUUUGGGUUCCCUACCUUGAUGUGCCAGUUUCAUCAACAGUAUGAGGAGUGGGUACGUUUACCGAUGAUAAGAUUCCAAUGGCGGCUCCUCCUACGGUGGCUCCCCAUGAGGCACAUCCACUGGGGCAUGGGGGGGGGGGGGGGAAUAGGAUUGUUUGUAUGUGGGACGGGGCAGUUAGGAGGGGGUCGCACUCGGCUGGAGGGGUGGUUCUUAUGACGCCACAGAGAGAUGUUUGGUUGGUGAAAGGGGUUCAUUUUCCUUGUCUGGAUGACCCAAUGGUGGUGGAGUUGCUUGUCCUCCGUGAGGCUGUGGUGUGGUGCCUAGAGCUUGGCCUAUCUGAGGUGAGCUUUGAAGGGGAUGCCAAGGUAAUUAUUGAUAAGAUUAAUCAGGCGGACGUCAGGAAUAACCGUGUUGGUGCUGUGCUGGAGGAACUUCUGCAGUAUUUUCGCAGCCAUGCUGGGUUUAGUGUUCGAUUUGUCGGUCGGCGUAGUAAUAGGGUAGCCCAUUCGGUGGCUCGUAAAGCCCUCCCUUUGUACUAGACGAUAAGUCGUUUCUUUGAUUUUCAGGCAUGGCUGAACUCCAGGAUAUAACUAUCUUUUGCUUGGAUCAAUAUAAGAUUAUCUUUUGU
Molecule: messenger RNA, 12042 nt
Organism: Linum trigynum
Lineage: Eukaryota; Viridiplantae; Streptophyta; Magnoliopsida; Malpighiales; Linaceae
Source: the annotation of a GenBank genome assembly